Molecule: messenger RNA, 1038 nt
Organism: Hydatigera taeniaeformis
Lineage: Eukaryota; Metazoa; Platyhelminthes; Cestoda; Cyclophyllidea; Taeniidae
Source: the annotation of a GenBank genome assembly
AUGGCCGACCGUUUGACAGAGUUGCAGGACGCUAUUAAUUUGCAGGCUGAGAACCUUGGCAACGCAGUAGGAGUCAUUCAACAGCUUGCACAGCCAAGUCUUUUUCGUGAACUUAAUCACAACGGCCGCCGUGAGAAGGAGUGGGCAUCUAACCCGGAGUUUCAGGCUCUUUUACAAAAUCAAAGUCAAGAAGAUAACGCUCACAAGUUUGCUGUUGCGAUCGCAACUACAGCAAAACAAAUUGACCUGUUAAUUAGCUCCCUUCCCGCUGAAGAGGCUUCUCUGGAGCUCCAAGACGAGGCUACCAGACAUCUUCUCUCUGAUUACCGCAAGGAGAGCGCCAAACUUGUACAUUUAAUCACUAAAAGCUUUCAAACCCGUCUGUCGAAAGUCCGUCAACUUUUGAGCAAGAUCGCAGAGGUCCAGCUCCUUACGCGAACACUCGAAAACGAAGUAAGUCGUAUCCUUUGGUCUGAUUUAGUAGCAGCAAUAAUAGUUUGCCGUUUUGUCGGCAUUCUCCUUCCUAUUCUCGUGCCCAAGUUAGCGACCCACCUCAUACCCUCCUGCCGUGCUCAUUGUCGAGCUUCCCAACUCAGAUAUCAAGAGGUGCGCGACCUUCGCAAAAAAAUGAGCCAACUCAACAUGGUGGAUAAUUUUGCAGUUUACUCGAAGCUCGAGCGCAAAGUUAAGGCUCUGGACCGACAACAGGCUGAGUCAGACCGAUCUCAUCUAGGCACAAAGUUGGUCUGCAGCCUUUUCGCACAGUGUGUGCGCUAUAUCCUCCACGGUAUUCUCUUGGCUUGGUUGGCCUAUCAAGCACCUCGUGAGCGACUAUCCGAUGAACAGUUGGCUCUGUUGUAUGAAACUCGUGCCUUGGUCGGCAGUCUGGUGCACUGGAUUCACUAUGUUCCCAGUUGGGUUAUCACCAUGCUCUGGAUACCGUUGUGUGAGGCUACGGCGUCUCUCUUGCUCUCUAAAGUUCAGAGGUGCAUAGAAGGAGAAGAAGAUGUGAUGGUGGCACCAGCAGCGUGUCAGUGA